CUAGACGAGACCAAGACGCAGAGAGAAAGAAGACGUCUGUUUAUGCCAGCCGGACUGCAAAGAUGACUGAGAUGAAAAGAGCUCCGUCUGUGGACGUGUCAGAGGGGAAGUUAUUGAAGAAGGGUUCUAUAAAGAAGAAGAUUGAGUCACUCAGACGAUGGAGUUCAGCGAGCAUGAAAAGGCCACCAAAGCCUAAAGCCAAGACCUUGAGUCUGUCAUCUCCUGUUGAAGGCCCUGAUCAACUCUGGUUGGAAGAGGGAGACAAGAAGAAACUGCGCCCCAUUGUUGACUCUGUCUUUGGACAGGGAAUAUCAUCCGUAGAAGGAAGUGACACCCCAUUGGCUACCACAAUGCUGGGGUCACUGGGUGGUGCAGGGGAGGUGGACACAGAAGAGGAGGAGGAGGGAGGGAACGAGCGAGUGUUCGAUGAGCCCCUUUGUGCUCUGGUUAAAAACUGCAACAUGCUGCACAACAUAGUGGGGCCUGCUUGUAUCUUCCUCAGACAAGGCUUCGCACAAAGUCAGCUUGACAGAGAUCUGCGACCAGAGGAAAUGGAAGAGCUGCGUGAAGCCUUCCGGGAGUUUGACAAAGAUAAAGAUGGCUUCAUCAGCUGUAAAGACCUGGGCGAAUGCAUGAGGACCAUGGGAUAUAUGCCGACAGAGAUGGAACUUAUAGAACUUAGCCAGCAGAUCUGUGGAGGACGGGUGGACUUUGACGACUUUGUGGAGCUGAUGGGUCCCAAAAUGCUCGCUGAGACUGCAGAUAUGAUUGGGGUCAAAGAGUUAAGGGAUGCCUUCAGAGAGUUUGACUCUGAUGGUGAUGGCCAGAUCAGCCUUGGGGAACUGAGGGAAGCCAUGAAGAAACUCAUGGGAGAGCAGCUCAACCACCGAGAGAUCGACGAGAUCCUGAGGGACGUGGAUCUCAAUGGGGAUGGACAGGUGGACUUCGAAGAGUUUGUGCGAAUGAUGUCUCGCUGAGUCCUCAGCAAACCUCACUCUACUGCACUGAACACGAUAUGGACCAGACCACUGUUACACUUCUGUCUGAUGUAUAAAAAUGUUAGUGUCUGUACUUCUUUUUAUUUCCAUCACCUUUUAAGUAUACAAAUCCCUUUAAUGUCUUACUGUUGUAUAAAUGUAAUAUGUGGGUAAUGAGAGAUUAUAGAUUAAUGACUUCAAUCCUGUGGUCACAUUUUAAAAGGAUUUAAAUUUAAAAAUAUGUAAAUAUGUAAAAGGAUUAUAUUUAAAAGCCUGAGAAGAUCAGAUCAAAUCUGAACUGACAGACAUUAAAAAUCUUAAGUGAGAAUUUUUUCUCUUGUUUUUAAAUUUGCAUGAACCAGUCAUGUAGAUUUGCACCUGACGAUCAUCUGAUGGUAAGACACAAAUAUUUAUCAUCAAAACUGAGUUCAUCUUUAAUAGCCUUGGUAAUAUAAUACAGAUAGAAACAGUGUCUUUUCUUUAUAAAACAAGAACUCAUGUUAAGGUCCAUUUAUCCUCUUGGCUGAAGAUACGGAGCUUUCCAGCCAUCUUCUGAGUCUUUUAUGUGUGUAAUUCCGUCCAUUUGCAAAUGACCCUGACACAGCAAACUGAGUGGUACUACUUGCAAACCUAGGGGCAGUGUUACGCUGUAUAGCUGAUGUGCAACCAGUGAAAGGAACAAAUAAAAACAAGUCAUGAUUCUUUAAGACCACCACCCUCUACUGUGCUGCCUCUUAUUAUGUCUCUUUCUGAGAAUGUGCGGCAUCAUGAUCUCAUCCACUGUUGCCAUGUUUGCUUUUGUCUGAAACUGACAUCAAAACUUAGAGAUGGACUCUAAACUUUGCAGUGGCCUCUGGUGGAGAUAUUUCCUAACAACCAUGCCAAAAUAAAGGAUACAGGGAAGUAUGAGGGCAGUGACAUUUGAAACGGAUUUAUAAAAGCGAGGAUAGAUGGGCCUUUACAAGAACAAGUAUACACAUUUACUGUAAAAAUGAUAAUGUACAUGUAUUCACACUAUAUAUUACUCUGGACUUUUCUUUAGCUGUACACUUUUAAUGUAAUUUUAAACAAUGUGAAAAAACAUUUUUAAUAUCCCUUUGAUACUUGUCUGACACUGAAAUAAUUUUGGUUUCUGCUGCAAAUUAAUGUUUUAAUACCCUUUUCCAUCUAGAUUAAAUUCUGCUGAGAGCAUGUCACAAUAUGUAUUCAAGCACAUAAACCUGUUUAACUUUGCAUUUUACAGUGUUCAAAAACUCAAAAACAGGCUUUGUAAAUAAGAAAAAGGGAAUAAGAUUGACAAUAAACUAGUUUUUACUCAUCA
Melanotaenia boesemani (Boeseman's rainbowfish) is the source of this 2298-nucleotide messenger RNA. It is a transcript of the gene cabp2a, whose product is annotated as calcium binding protein 2a. The transcript is spliced from 8 exons. Lineage: Eukaryota; Metazoa; Chordata; Actinopteri; Atheriniformes; Melanotaeniidae. The record is from RefSeq and is a predicted model, not a curated record. Bases 63 to 977 code for a protein of 304 amino acids. Gene Ontology annotation, molecular function: calcium ion binding.